AUGGCUGACGAUAUUGAUGAUUUGUUGGAUGAAGUUGACCAAAAAUUUAUACAGAGAAAACCAGUAAAAUUCCAGCCAAAUAAUGAAAAUGCCGGUGAGAACAGAAAAAGAUUCAAUAAUAACCGAUCAGUAUCUUCAACAUCGAGUCGAUUACGCGACGACGAUGAGCUAAGUAGAAUGAUAGAAGAUAUUUGCAGUGUUGAGGAUGAAAGUGAUAUAGAAAAAAGAAGACGAGAAGUUAAUAAGAUAGCCGAAAAGAAAUCUGUUACAAAGCAACAAUCUCUCGAUUGCUCAAAACGGUGUUAUCAGGUUUACCUGGGUGGCAGUAAAAGUUUGAUCGGUUUAGCCACUAUUUCAUCUCAAAGAGCUUGCAACCAACUCCGCUGUACGGCCUGUGACUUUCGAGUCAGCUACUAUGAUGAUUAUGAAUGGCAUCAACGAUCAAAUUACAUCUUUUUUCGAAAUAACAUGCCAGAUUUUGAAAAAAUUCGGGUUAAUUUAUUACGUAAAUUAGGCACCCGAGCUUACGCAUGCCAAUGUUCCUGGAAGUCUAUUGCCGACGUAGUUCCUGUAGAUAAUUACACCGACUUAAAAUGGGUUUGUGGAAGACACCUUAAACUAUAA
Molecule: messenger RNA, 624 nt
Organism: Trichoplax adhaerens
Lineage: Eukaryota; Metazoa; Placozoa; Uniplacotomia; Trichoplacea; Trichoplacidae
Exons: 6
Coding region: 1-624 (207 amino acids)
Cellular component (GO): cytosol
Source: RefSeq, a predicted model, not a curated record